Tuber melanosporum (Perigord truffle) is the source of this 3430-nucleotide messenger RNA. RefSeq lists its product as uncharacterized. The record is from RefSeq and is a predicted model, not a curated record. Lineage: Eukaryota; Fungi; Ascomycota; Pezizomycetes; Pezizales; Tuberaceae. The transcript has 3 exons. The coding region runs from base 217 to 3024 and encodes 935 amino acids.
CGAGAAUAUUUAUAAGUUUGUUGAGGGCGGAAAGGUUGGAUACCCGGUUAGACCAGCCUUCCAAGAGCCCGUGGGAUGCUGCCUGAUUGUCUCCCAUUCCCUGCAUUUCGACACUCACAACCACGACACCAACUACUCUCUUCGCUUGCCUUUUGGUUGUCUCUUCCUCCCCAUUCUUCCCUAUUUCUUACGCAUUUGAACUGUUCACCUGCCUCCAUGGCUAAGGGUGAGAAGAAGGAUCUCCCCCCUUCUCCUAAGCUUGCUGCCUCGCCUCCAGAUCCUCCUUCACCAGCUACCGGUAUCUCGACUGUUCACGCUUCUGGUGUUCCGUCGUCAUUGCCACCAAGCGAGUCCAAUCUUCGCUCUACAUCGCAGGUAUCAUUAGUGUCCACUGAUGUCACACCCCCUCCUCCCACUCAGUCAUUCUCAAGCAUGGAGCCGAAGAUGACUGGAGGCUGCGUACCCCGUAAAUCCAGUUACGCUGAAUCACUGAAAGUGAGCUCCAAGGGUUGGUUUUCGCGAACAGGUACCUGGUCUCGAUCUGGUGGGACAAAAUCCGCUGCUAUAAGAAAGGUAGCUUCUGAAAACGUGUCGAGGGAGCCAAGCAUUGCUGGCGGGCCAAACAAAACGGAGGGAACAAGUGGGCUUGUGCCCGAUGUUGGACCGCUUGAACCUUUACCAUCUACAACAGGGCAAGCAUCGGAACUCCCGCGGGAAUCCACCCCUCCGCCGUCGCUCGAAGAGCCCUUGGCUCCUCCAGCUAUUCCUACCAGUCUCAGUACCACUACUCUUCCAACUGCGGAGCCCUUUGAGGCUCAGCCGGAAGCGCGGCUGCCACUGUCUAUGGAGCCCCUGAACAGUGCUAGUGAUUCAGGAGAUACCAAAGGUUCGCUAGAUCCGGGGCCGGGAAAUGAGUCCUCUGAACGGCCCGCAUCAUACUGGUUCGGUUGGUGGUAUGGCCGACAGGCGAUAGUUGAGCAACCCGUGCCAAAGUCGGAGGCCAUAGGCGAAGGACCAGAAGAAUCCCCAGUGGUUGAGAUUGAGGAUCCGGCCAAACUCGCCCCCCAGUCGUUGGAAACACAAGCACCAUCCACGACGCAGCCGCAAACGCCAACUACGUUGACAACUCGGCCUACAGUGACCGCCGAACAACCGGAGUCUGUCGCCGAUGCUGCCCCUCCAGCAGGCGGUUCCGGCGAUGAUGUAGCCACACUAAGGACUAAAUCUUGGUUUGGCUGGUGGGGUGGACAAUAUCAGGAACUUCCCGUAGAUCCACAAGGUGGGGAUAGAUCGGAAAAUAGGGAGGCAUCAAAUAGUGAGUGUGUCGCAGAUUGCGCACUAUCUCAGCCUCGGGCGGUCCCUGGCGCGGAACCCUCUAUCGGUCUCGAGGUACCGCUGAAGCCUGCCAACCAUUCACAGACCAGUUCGAACUCCGUCACACCAUUGUCACAAACUCCCGAGGCUUCGCAGAUCACCCCGAAGACUUCCACAUGGGCAUUCUGGUCUAGGGAACGUUCAAAACCGUCCGACAAUUCUCUGAAUAGUAACUCAACGACGACGGUGGGUGAACUAGCUGUGGCUGAUACACCAUCCCAAUUAAGCCCACAAAAGGCAAAGGCUAGAGAAAUAUCUCCGAUCUCAAUACCCGACCCCAAGAUGACUCGGACCCUCAACAACUUGCGUGAGGAGUCCCGUCCAGGCACACCGAAGAAGGCGGAAGCAAACACUUCUAUCGCGGCUACGGUCUCUGCCAUCCCCAAACCAACACCAUCCCCUUCACCGAGUAGUGCAAGCACCGCGAAGCAAAAGCUGCAAAAGAUCUUGCCAGCGAACCAUGUCCUCCCGAAUUUUGAUUCUUGCUACCGGCGCUUGAAUCAGCCUUCUAUUUUUUGUCAAAUCACCAAAAUCUUCAAGAGCCAGCCCCCUCCCAACAAGAAGCAUCUUUACCUGACGCCCACACCUCCUAGGAUCAAGAAGGCUGUUGCUAUUGGGGUACAUGGCUUUUUCCCAAUGCGCCUGGUCCGAACGGUAUUGGGGGAGCCGACGGGAACGUCGAUUCGUUUUGCUAACUCUGCUGCAGCCGCUAUAAAGAGGUGGGCUGAGAAGAAUGGUGUUGAGGUCGAGAUCGAGAAGAUUGCUCUGGAAGGCGAGGGAAAGGUUGGGGACAGGGUUGAGAUGCUAUGGAAACUACUUGCAAACUGGAUGGAUCAUGUGAAGAACGCGGAUUUCGUGCUAAUGGCAGCGCAUUCACAGGGUGUGGUGGUGGGGGUUCAGUUAUUGGCGAGGCUCAUAGAAGAAGGGUGUGUGGACAAGGCAAGAGUAGGAUUCACAGCAAUGGCAGGAAUCAACCUAGGACCUUUUUACCAUCUCCCAACAACUAUCUUGACCGGGUCUGCGAAGGAACUCUUCGAAUUUCAGAGGCUGGAGAGUAUUCCAUCGAAAAAGUACAUACAGGCCCUAAGGAUCUGUCUCGCGCAGAAUGUCCGGAUCCUCUACGUUGGUAGUAUAGACGACCAGCUAGUCCCUCUCGAAUCAUCAACAUUCUCAAACAUUAGCCACCCGUACAUUUUCCGGGCAGUUUUCGUGGACGGCAGGGUCCAUGCGCCGGAUUUCUUGAGCCAUCUUGUAGGAUUCGCAAUGAAAUUGAGGAACCUUGGUAUAUCUGAUCAUGGCUUGGUUAGAGAACUAAGUUCUCCUCUGGCUGGAAGCUUAUAUGGCGGUGAGGGGCAUUCCCGGAUCUACGACGACAACGCUGUCUACGACCUCGGCGUCCGUCACGCCCUGGAAACAACCGACUGCCCAGACGUCCCGCUAGGACUAGAUACGUUCGAGCUGCCAACAAACAACAACAACCCCUUCCUCCUCCCCUGGAGCAUGAGGGGCAUGCUAGAGGAACCGCACGUAAAGAGCAAACUAGAAGGCGAGUGUGCUGAGCUACUCGAUCAGUUCCAAAAGUGGAAACCUACCUCCAAGGUUCUUAAGGAUGUCAAGUUUAGAUUAGAAGGUAUCAGGAGUAAAAUUUGAACUUUAGAUCUUCAUAUGGUGCACGCAUGGAAAGAUUGAGUGGGAGGGGAUUGCUCUGGGAUAUACUACAUUACGGAACGGCGCAAAUUAAAAAGUGACUUUUUUUUUCUACAUCCUCCGGCUGGUGCGAUUGUUUGGGGGUCUCUAUGUGUCGCGAUUAGCUUAGGUGUUCUGGAUUCUUUUUUUCUUUUUCUUUUUCUUUUUCUUUUUCUUUCGAUGUAGGCAUAGUUUCUUUUGCUCGCUCUCCACAUUAACAGUAUGAGUGGGCACAGUGCAGUAGUCAGGGUGUGACGCACGGGGAAGCUUCAUGACUGAUGAUGGGUGGUAUCAGAUGAGUCACUAGUUCUGUCAGUUAUUACUUGUAUUAUCCAUUAUUUAUUAGUUAUUUACGGUAUUCCCACUUUUC